CUUGUCACAUGAUCACGCCAGGUUAAAGCCGACUGGUCCGAGAGAAAAGCAAGAGGAACUGAAAAGAAUUAAAAACACACACACACAAUCACUGCUAAUUUUAUCUUUCGGUUUCAGGGUGAUAAAGGAAGUGUGCGGCGGUUGCAGUCGUUUGUUUGUGUUUCUGUGUCUGGGUGUGUGUCUGCGCGCAUGAUGUUUCAGUAGAAACCCCGCCCUCGUGAGUGAGUAUGGAGUUUAAAUAACUCCAUAAAGGUUCAUCAGGAACGCAGAGCUCACACUGAGUGAUCAGAUCAGGAGGGAGACUGUGCCAGUGCGAGCGCGCUAUCAUGGGUGAACGCACCCCGCUGUUGCAUUACCGGCUCUCGGCGAGCGUGCACGAGGACUCCGGUGAGCAGCGGGCGCGCGAGGAGUCGGCGGCGGUGCUGAGGCGGAGGUCUGCUCAUGGCCAGCCGCAGAAACUCUCCACCUUCUUCGGGGUGGUUAUUCCCACUCUGCUUUCCAUGUUCAGCGUGGUGGUGUUCUUAAGGAUCGGAUUCGUGGUGGGACAGUGUGGACUGUACCAGGCUGUGGUCAUGUUCUUGGUGGCGUAUUUCAUUAUCAGCAUGACUGUGCUCUCCAUCUGUGCCAUCUCCACCAACGGAGCUCUGGAUGCUGGGGGAGCUUACUACAUGAUCAGUCGUGCUUUAGGGCCAGAGUUUGGUGGCAGCAUCGGGAUCAUGUUUUUCUUCGCCAAUGUAUGUGGCAGUGCCCUCUAUGUGCUUGGGCUAGUGGAGGCCAUUCUCGCAACCUUUGGACGUCCUGAAGAUGGAUUAAGCUAUGCCCCUCAGUACGCGGUGAUGCCAGUUGGUUAUUGGUGGUCUCUGCUGUACGCCAGUGUUAUCCUGCUCCUGUGUGUGUUGGUGUGUUUGAUUGGUGCUCAUAUCUACGCCAAGGCCACGUUCCUCAUCUUCAUGGUGGUGAUGGUGGUACUUUUCACCAUCUUCAUCAGUUUCUUUGCUGUCAGACCUCGCAAUAUCCCGCUGCCGAGCAUGCUGGGAAACUCUAGCUCUGCCCUCACCACUGCCAACUUCACCGGAUUCAAACUUGACACGCUGCUUGGAAACCUCAAAGCCGAUUAUACAGUGGACUACACCACAGGAACGACCAUGACGUUCGCCACUGUGUUUGCAGUCAUGUUCAACGGAUGUACUGGAAUUAUGGCUGGGUCCAACAUGUCGGGUGACCUGAGGAACCCAAGUUACUCCAUCCCUCGUGGAACGAUUACUGCGGUCAUCUUCACCUUCAUCAUCUACAACUUGCUGAGCUUAUUGGUGGCCUGCACUUGUGACAGAGUUCUGUUACAGCGGGACUACAGUUUCCUGCGGGACAUUAAUCUGUGGCGUCCGUUUGUCACCAUCGGCGUUUACUCCUCUACACUCUCAGCUGCCAUGAGCAACCUGAUUGGAGCCUCACGCAUUCUGUAUGCACUCGCCAGGGAUGACCUUUUUGGUAAAGUCUUGUCCCCUGCUAGGAAAACCUCAGGCAGUGGGAACCCCUGGGUCUCGGUUCUCAUCUCCUGGUUCAUUGUGCAGCUGGUGUUGUUCUCGGGGAAGCUGAACACCAUAGCGAGCAUCGUCACUAUCUUCUUCCUGUUGGUCUACGCUGCAGUGGAUCUGGCCUGCCUCGCUCUGGAGUGGGCCUCUGCCCCUAACUUCAGGCCCACGUUCCAUUACUUCACGUGGCACACGUGUGUGUUGGGUAUCGUCGGCUGUGGAGUGAUGAUGUUUCUAAUUAACGCCAUUUAUGCCUCGGCCAGCAUUGCCUUCAUGCUGCUCCUGCUGCUGCUCAUCCACUAUCUUAGUCCGACUAGUAGCUGGGGCUACAUUAGCCAGGCACUAAUCUUCCACCAGGUGCGUAAAUACCUGCUGAUGUUGGACGUGCGUAAGGAUCAUGUGAAGUUCUGGAGGCCUCAGGUGCUGCUGAUGGUGGCCAACCCUCGCACUAACAUCAGCCUCAUCACCUUCAUUAAUGACAUCAAGAAGAGUGGCCUUUAUGUUCUCGGACACGUUCAGAUCGGAGACCUGGCCAUCCUUCCUUCCGAUCCUCUGCAGUGCCAGUACGACUCGUGGCUCUCCCUGGUGGACCACCUGAACAUUAAAGCCUUCGUCAACCUCACGUUAGCAGACUCUGUACGACAUGGAGUGCAACACCUGCUCUUCAUCUCUGGACUCGGUGGUAUGAGACCGAACACUUUGGUUCUGGGGUUCUAUGAUGACAUUCCUCCUCAGGACCAGCUCCAAGAUCACUCAUUCCACUCAAGCAGAUCCAUGGAAAACCCCAUGUUUUCUGAAGAUCCAGAAGAUCCGCUUUUUCAUUUCCCUCCUCUCCGAGGCAGCACAGACGGAGCCUGGCAGGGGAAAGCGAUCAGCCCUCAGGAGUACAUCAGCGUGAUUGCGGAUGCUGUGAAGAUGCUGAAGAAUGUGGCUUUGGCGAGGUACUUCUGUCAGUUUGACCACACCCAAGCCCGUCAGGCCGCUGUCUUCGUGGACGUGUGGCCUGUUAACCUGCUCCGACCUGACAGCUGCUCUUAUGUCGACACAUGCUCGCUUUUCCUUCUCCAGCUGGCCUGCAUCCUCAACAUGACCAGGGUGUGGCACAAGGCCAGGCUCAGACUCUUCCUGUGCGUGGAGACAGGGCGGAGUCUGAAGGAGGCAGAGCGUAAGCUGGGCCAGCUGCUGAAGGAGCUCCGGAUGAAGGCGGACAUCUACACGGUGCCGUGGGAUGCUCAGGUGGCAUUGCACUGGCAGAGACGGAGCAACUCUCAAAAGGAUGGAAGAGAGGCAGAGGAUGAGGCAGAGCUAGAAGAGGAGGAUAUCCCGGAAGAGGAGUAUGCUAACGGUUACCACAGCAACGCUUCCCGCCUGACAGACGAUUACUUACUGGCUGUUAACAGGCUGAUCAGUGACCAGCCCUGCCCUCCCCCUGCUGUACGUUUCCUGUAUUUGCCCCGCCCACCUGCUGACACACGCCGCUACUGUGACUACCUGCAUCAGUUGGAGCUGCUGAGCCGUGACCUUGGGCCCACUCUACUUAUCCAUGGGGUCACGCCUGUCAUCACCACUGACCUGUGACUUUUUACUAGGAAGACAAAAUGUGUAUGGAGAACAGAAGCGUGGACGGAUGUGUGCAACACUAGUUUCACUGAAGGAAGGGGGGGGGGGGGGGAGUGGCAUGAAGUCUGUUAAAGCUCCAUUUCCUUCUCUUUUUUCCCUCCUUUUUCAAAAUCCUUUUCUUUACUUUUUCCCAUUCUUUUCCCCUUAUUUUCCUUCCUUUGAUUUUCCCCCCCUCCUUUGCCUUGUUUCCUUAAUGUGUUUUUCUUUCCUUUUUUUGAUUACUUUUUCUGUUUGCCCUUUGUCUUAUCUCUUCCCUCCCUGCGUCCUUUCAUUUGUUCUUGAUAUUUCCUGUUUCCCUCUUGAUCAUUCUUCACAGAGAUGGAGAGAUUGUAGUAUUUUGCAUUUUCCAGGAACAUGUCUGGCCUUCAAUGUUUUGGUUUUUUUUGAAAAUUCCUGGAAUAUAAUGCUAUAAUGCAUGCUCCACAUGUACGGUUUUGUCAAUAUUCCAUCCUUCACUAGAACAAUCAACUCUGCAUUACACAUCUUGGCAGUUUAACAAAAUUAAAAACAUCUGUUUAAACUCGCAUUUAUAUCUUGGUUAUAAAUCCUCCAUUUUUGAAUAAUUUUUACUGAGUAAAAUGUUAGUUUUUACUAAAUGAGGUAAACUUUGUUCUGCACACACGGGGUGUAUGAUCAGGACGAUCUGUCUACGUCUCCAACAAUUAGAGUUCAGGAUCAACACAGAGAAGUGCAAUGAAUGAAUAUUUCUGUACACCAGAGUUGUGGUGAAGGGGACACACCCAGCGACGCUGUGCAGGGUUGGGUGGGGGUGUGUUCCAGUUUCAUUCCUUCAACAAUUACAGCGACAUUUCAAAUUGCAUGAUUUUUAUAAUUUAUAAACUGUCGUAAAGUAGUUUUACUAAUUCAGUGAUCUGAUGUUAAACAUGUUGUAAUGGUUUGUACCUCAUUAUAAAGCACUUUAAAGUUGGUUGAAAAUCCAUAUUAUAAAGAAUUGGGUAUAAAGCACUUGAUAAAACUUGACUGAUUUUAUUUCUUAUUUAACUUGCAUCCUGACGUACACUUGGGUUGAGGACAAUCAAAUUCCAUUUAAAAUGUAAUUAAACACGUGUCACAUCGACAUUUCGCACAAACUAUAGCUUUAUGAAUGUUAUUUGACAAAUGACCAGUGCUGCACAAAAUUGAUGCAUCCAGAAUUGAGUUGUACUAAAAAUACAGAAACAGCAAAUUUUUUGUAAACGUUUGUAUUUUAGUAUGAUAGAUUUUUCUUCAUGACUCAAUUCUUUAACCAAUUUCAAUUGAUUUUGUUCAAAAUUAGUUUGAAGCUAUUGUUAAUUUGUGGUGAUUGCUCAUUGUCAAAUAAGGUUCAGGAACAAUUUACACAUGCUGUUUUUUUCUGAAAUAAAGUUGUUGUUUUUUUAACAAAUUUAAGCAAUGUACAAAAUAAAUUUCUCUCAAACAUUUCAGCUAAAUUAUUUUUAAAAAGAUGACUAAUUGAUUCUUAUUGAGUAGUUACAACUGAAUGACUAACUUUUUUCAUAGUCUUCUUAUUGUGGUGACUACACUUAAAUGUGGUUCUUGGUUUCACGCUCCACACGUGCUGGUUCUGUGAUGUGUCUCUUUUAAAGCUGUGACAUGUUUUCACUUACAGUGCACUUAAACACUUCCUGUUUUUUAUUUAAUGAAAAUUACAGCCAGUGUUCAGCCGCUCAUGUCACGCUGCAGCUCUGAAAGUACAAGCAGAAGCUCCAAAAUGUUCAUUUUGUGCUCCACAGACUCGGAACAACGCAGAGACACUUUUUACACAUCUCUCCUGUUUAAAGUUUCCCACAGACAGAGACUGCUAAAGUAACAAAUGUAUGCAUCUCUUUGUAGUAUUGGAUGAAUGCUGACUGACUUUUUUUUUUUUUUUAAUAAAGUCAGAAUAGAACUUGGGAGUAAUCUGUGAAAUGUAAUAACAGAACAAAUCUGAAAGCAUGAAUGAGUCUUGAUGGUGAUGUUUAAAUGAUUUUCACGAGUGCAUUUUGUUUUCCCAGUGUUUGUUGAAGAUAAAAAAUACUUUACAGGUUUGAGUAGCUUCACACUUGGAUUUAUUAAUUUGUGCGUUAAGUUGGAGAAAACAUGAAUAGUGUCCAGCACAUGCUGCAUAUUUUGGCUUAAAAUUUAACUCCUGGUGCUUUUUCGUUAGUUUAACACAUUAUGUUUGAAGUUCAGUUCAAUUGUUAUUUACUGAAUUAAUGAGCAUUUAAGUGAUAAAUUUCAACAUGAAUAAACUAAUUUAGCACAAGUUACUCACUACUUUCUUUGCUUCCAUUUUUUUCUUUCUUCUGUCCUUUCUUCCUCUCCCAUGCUCCCUUGUUAUCCUACUUUUGCUUCCAUUCUUUCAUCAUCCCCUGCUUCCCUUUCUUUCAAUGUUAAUGAAGUACAUCUGUGUUAAUGUUUAUUCAGUGCCUAACUAAAAAUAGUUGCUUAAAUUAGCAUAAAUUAAAUGUUAAUUUCCUGAACUCCAGUCUUGUGUAAAUAUUAAACCUGAUUUUCAGCCUCAUUUCUGAAUUCUAAUUCUAAGUCCUAGAAGUUGCUCAGUGUGACAUGUUUUACACAAUGAUGCAAUGAACAAAUUUGGGUGUAAAUUAUUUAAUAUAAAUGUUCAUAAAUGUUUUGUUAACUAAAUUGGUGACAUGAACUUUAAAUUAAAGUGAAACUUUUGUUUACUGAAUGUUUUUGAGUGGUCUUGAAACCAAAGUGUGUGCAUGUGAGACAGUAAUACAAAAAAGUUCUGUAUCUUUGCUACUACAAUAUACUGAAUUUAUGACAAAAUCGUGUUAACUGACAUUUACUUUCAGAUGCACUCUACUCAUGUAGAAAUUUUCAUAAAGAAUUAAAGAAUGUUUUGUUUA
This is a messenger RNA of Neoarius graeffei (lesser salmon catfish), 6007 nucleotides long. RefSeq lists its product as uncharacterized. The record is from RefSeq and is a predicted model, not a curated record. The transcript is spliced from 13 exons. Bases 327 to 3110 code for a protein of 927 amino acids. Lineage: Eukaryota; Metazoa; Chordata; Actinopteri; Siluriformes; Ariidae. Gene Ontology annotation, biological process: potassium ion import across plasma membrane; potassium ion homeostasis; chloride ion homeostasis. Gene Ontology annotation, cellular component: membrane. Gene Ontology annotation, molecular function: potassium:chloride symporter activity.